Molecule: messenger RNA, 2032 nt
Organism: Scomber japonicus (chub mackerel)
Lineage: Eukaryota; Metazoa; Chordata; Actinopteri; Scombriformes; Scombridae
Product: F-box only protein 6-like
Exons: 6
Coding region: 262-1116 (284 amino acids)
Biological process (GO): SCF-dependent proteasomal ubiquitin-dependent protein catabolic process; glycoprotein catabolic process
Cellular component (GO): cytoplasm; SCF ubiquitin ligase complex
Molecular function (GO): ubiquitin protein ligase activity; protein binding
Source: RefSeq, a predicted model, not a curated record
GUUUUGGCCUGAAAGUCACUGUUGCUACCUUUGAAAUCAGAGUAAUUAAGUGUCAUUUGUUAGAUUUAGAGUGACUUUCUUCCGCGUCGUGUUUCGUUAUCGCGUAUAAAUAACUGGAGCCAUAUAUAUGUGACAUUACAGCUUUAAAAGCAAUCAUACGCACUCAUCAACAUCUGUCAGGAGGCCGAGAAGUGACGGCAGCGUUUCAGCAUAUAGCUGGAUUCGCUGGGAAAGUCGUCUGUGUCUGGGUCUGUGUCUGGCAUGAAGAGGAUAAGAAAAAAGGCUUUCAUCAUGGGUACCAGUCAAAGCCAUGAUCCAGACUCUAGUCCGGGUCCCUCUGCAGCUUCGUCAGCCUCGUUUUCAAAUGAAGAUUUACACCCUCUUCCUCUGGACAUCCUGGAGGAGAUCUUCCUGAGACUUCCCGCUCAUCAGGUGGUUCAUCCUUGUCGGUCAGUGUGCCAUCAGUGGAAAGCAGUGGCUGACAGUGAAUCUCUGUGGAGGGACCGGUGUAGAAGAGAAGGAUAUCACCUCCGCGACCCUUCUAAAGUGCCUAAAGACUGGAGGUUGUUUUACUUCUUGUGCAAGAAGAGAAGGAAUCUACUCAAGAAUCCAAGAGCAGAAAAUCAAAUGAAUGGUUGGCAAAUAGUAGACAACGGUGGUGAUGAAUGGAAAAUAGAGAACGUUAUGAAGCCACAUCCAAAUGAGGUGAUCCAGAAAAACUUUGUGACCUCUUAUGGCAUGUGUAGGAAGUCUCAGCUGAUCGAUCUGGAGGUGGAAGGGUACAACAAGUCCUUUAUGGAUCAUUUCCAGCCAGACAUCAAAGUGUCCGAUUGGUAUGCACCACGAUUUGACUGUGGCUGUGAAUAUCAGAUCUGCGUAGAGUUGCUGAAUCAAAAGAAGCGUCCCAUCAAAAAAUUUGCUCCUGAGACAAUUUACUUUGAGCAGUGGAACGAUCAGAAAUGGAAUCAGAUGACACAUGUAUUCCAAAACUAUGGCCAAGGAGUGAGAUACAUCCGCUUCACCCAUGGAGGAAAGGACUCACAGUUCUGGGCAGGAUGGUAUGGAAUUCGUGUUACGGACAGCAGUGUUGAGAUAUGUCCAGCAGUGGACACGUAGCUCUGUGGGAUUCACCUAGUGCCUGCUUCCUGCCUCUGCCUAAGAUUGUACCUUUUUUCAGAUACUGCACCUCAUAUAUAUAUAUACUGGUCUUGUAAUCAGCACAGCAGCCAUAUUUCAUAUUUACAGGAUUGUGUAUGUAACUAAAAGGCGCGUGCAUUAGUUUCCUGCAGCUGCACCCGGAGAAGAUGACUUGGAUAUGUUCUAAUUUUUCUGUUAUAAGGAUCAGGGCUUGUAUGGUGCAGCAGCAGACCAAAGAGUUGUAACAGCUUUGUCUAUGUAUGUAUGUAUGUAUAUGUGUAAAUGAACAUGGUGAUGGAAAUUGAGCAGAACUUCUUCUAAAUUAUGCAAAUCGUAAAGUCCAUGCUUGUGAAGCUUUUGUAAAAUUGUAACAUGAAUGUAAGUUAUUUUAUAAAUGUAAUUAUUAUUAUUAGCUCUCAAGUAAAACAUAGCCUGGAAUAAAUGAUUAAAUGGGUGAAUCAGUUGUAUGAAGGCAUGGCUGGAUGUUUGUGAUCUCAUUAUUUCUCAUAUUCACAUGUUUUGGGCAGGAUGAUUAUAGUGAUGGUACACAGCUUUGGACAAAAAUACUAAAAAUCUAGUCUGACCUUUCAAGGUGAGAGCAAUGCUGUAUAUGAAUGAUGUGGUAACAACUGUUCUCUUCACUACUCCAUUAUGUAUAUGUUGUGAUACUUGAAAUAUGAAGUGAGAAACAAUACUUUACCCUUUUUGUAUUUUUCAUCCUUGUCAUCUGUCAAAAAAAUGUGUUUUAAUAAAUCUUUUUAAAACCAAGUAAGACAACAUCAUGUGUAGUAUUUGAAGUUAGUUUUAUUCAUAAUACUGGUUUUAUUGUGAUGUUUAAUCACACGGAAGAUACAGUACAACUUUGAUGUCAAAUUGAAUAAAGAUCAAAGACUCC